UCAGACUGUAUGUCGUGACAGAAGUCUGCGAAUAAGGCAUGGUGCGCUAUGCCAACUUGAGAUCUUCCUCGGAGAGGAUUAAAUUGUAGAGUCGUAUCGAGCGAGUAAUUGUCAUUCGUUAGAGAUUCGUGCAGCCGAACGAACCUUUAAUAUCGUCGCAUCAAUGCACUUGAGUGUUAAUUCUUAUUUCUAUCGAAGAAUUACAUAAUAUAUGUGCAUGAGUCACAGGGUGAAUAGGAGGGACGUGCAAACGUCAAAAUCGUGCUGCAGCGAUCUUCUCGCGUUUUAGCUUGGAUCUGAUCAAGGAAUGCUAGCAAGGAGUUUACAAUGAAUGAGGGACUUUCUAAUAAACAACAAGAGUACCAGUGAGAAAUGGCAAUUUUCAGAUUGAAAAUACUGAAGUGUAGACGCAUGAUUUCAUAGCCGUGGAAACUGUCGUCGUUUUAUUAUAACGUGCAACCAGGUAUUUCUUAGUCGAACAAAGUAGCUGUCCGUAUUGCAUUUAUUAUUGAAAAAUGCCAGCACCGCCUCCACCUCUCUCAAGUUUGCCAGAGGCACCUAUGUGUGAAAAAACUGAAGUAAGCGAUGCGGAUUCCCUGCCUCCUUGGGCCAAACUUACUCUUACAUCUGCAGAGGCAGAAAUCGAGAAACUGAUAUCCAGAAAUGAGUUGAAGGAUGCAGAAGUAACAUAUUUUUGUCAAGUUGAACCAAUUCUACAAGAUGGGCCACAAUGUGGUUUGGUGGCCCUUGCUAUGGCAUCACAGGAGUACACGAAGCCAGUUUCUGUGAGUCAACUUCUAGCAGAGGCUCGUGUAAGGGGUUUCACACAACAUGGAGAAGUAUACAGUGUUGAUUUCAUGGGCACACUAGCAGCUGAAUAUUUACCUGACCAUAGACCAGAUAUUUUAGUAGAUCUGCAACAGUGUCCAGAUACAUUAACACAUGCUUUGGCUCAUGGAGCAAUGGUACUAAUUCCAUAUGACUCUGACUUCAAUCAUGCUCCGUGUUUAAAAAGAGGCCAUAAAGCUCAUUGGGCAUUACUUGUCGGUCUAAUUUCAUCGAGACAAGGAUAUCACGUCUUAGCGCGUCAUGGAAAAUCUCGUCAUUUGGCUUGUUGGCCGUUGCGUGAUUUAAUUGAAAGCAAUGGAAAUUUGGAAGAAGAGGGAACAGCUAGACAUGCUGGAGGAUACGUCAUACCAAAGGGAGGAGUUGGAGGACAGAGAGGUUUACGUGGUAGGGCAUUGGCAUUACACCCAUACAUAUAAAAUCGUGUACAAGAAUUGUAGGUAAUUAAUAUCACAGCGAAAGACAGAAAUUACUAAUAAUAAUUAAUAUUACUAUAUCCUCAUUAUGGUAUAUGGUAAAUAUUCAAGACAUAACGUCUGCACAGCUGCUACGGAAUUUAAUCAUUUGUAAAAUCGUGAUGCUUUUAAGUGACAUGUGUUUUAAUUCGCAAUGCAUUUUUAGUCAACAUUUUUCAACGUGGGGGAUGCCAGGCCCCAAAUAUCUGGUAUCAGACGUAAUGAUAAUAAUUAAUGGUAUUUCAUUCUUUAAACACUGACAUGUAAUGUAAAUAAUAAUUUCUUACAUGCAGGCAAACGGUUUGAGAAUCUUUUCGUAUUUCAAAUAUCAAGCUCUUCCUGUGAUGCGACACGUAUGUUAAUCUGAAAGAUGGGCAUAUACACGUGCAUGAAGGGACAAACGCGCAGUAAAAAAGAAAAGAGAAAUCUAUAAAAAAUAUCUGCAUAAAAUAAAUAUCAAAGUGUACUAGAUAGGUAUUUAUCGAAACCGUAACUAAAUGGAAUGAAAAGAUCUAAGUAUAUUUAUUUAGCGAGAAUAGUGUAGGUAUCAAAUUCAGUAAUUACAGAUCUUUAUUUUAUGUUCGCAUUGUGAAUAAAGACUAAAUCUAUCGCAAAAGUCUCGCAAUUGCAUUUGAAGGCAAUACAACUUAAUAAUCAUGUGUUGUAUAAAAUUGAGCAUGUUGAAUUUAAGAUGUGCAAAUUACGUUACGUAUUUAAUUGUUCAUUUACACGGUAGACUGUUUUUUUUGUAAAUGUUUUGUGUAAAUCGAGGCAUCUAAGUAGAAACUGCUACGUUCGUUACAUAUCAUUUACAACGAUCUAUAAAUUUCAAGUCGACAGUAAACUUCAAGAAAUAACAUUUUAAAAUGUUAUUUAGAAUUAAUUGUACCAAUACGUGGUACUUAUAUUAAUUUCUGUUAGUAAGCUGAAUAAGAUUUUCUCGAUUCACAUUACACAUUGUUUCAUCGCGUUUUGAGAACAAUACGCUUUCGAAACGAAUUUUACAAUAUGCUUAUUUUAUUAUGUAUUUAUUAAUAUUUAAGUACAAGCAUAGCCUUUGUUAUAUCGAUACGUACAAUUGAAAAAUAAAAAGCCUGAAAAUAUUUUGCGACUCUUCUCAGCUAUGCAAUGUUUAAAUGUAUUAUAUCAAAUUCAUCAAAUAAGACGUGUAAAAGCAUAUUCAAAGGAGAAGCUAUAAAUUUGCAAACUUCGUGGUAUUUAAUUGAACGUAACAGGACGUCGCUGAAGAAUGAGGAAACAAUUAAAAGAAACAUUGUACCCAAGUGCCGCAAAGAGUACGAGGUUCAUUAAUUUGAGACGAAGAGUUAUAAGUCGAAUAAUUAAUAGUAAUUGUACGCCGUGCCUGUUCUCGCACGAAGCUUCACUCUAUUAAUUCAUCGUCGCGUUGCAAUCAAAAUAAUCUGUAAAAAGACAAAACAUUUCACAAUCAUACACAAUUUUCUGAAUAUGUACAAUUUUUCAUUUUGGUGUUUUUCAACGUAAAUCAAAAGACCCGUUUUCCUGCUAAAACUUAGUGGAAUUUAUAGAAUUCUUUCAACCAGGGAAACCGUUUUGUUUUAGUUUCGUAUUUAUAUUUCAAUUAAUAUCUUAUUAGUGGGGCAGUUUAAAUUCCAAGUCGGAUUUUAAAAUAGUCAAUUAAAUUCUGAAUUUAAUUGAGCGAUAAUUAAUAAUUAAACAUUUAAUUUCAUAAUAAAAUUUUUUUAAUUGGGAAUUCAGUCUUAAUUGUUAAUCGAAUGAUUUUCUGAUUGCAAAUUAAAACUUAAUUUUAAUUAAAGUUUAAUUAUUGAUUACCUUUUAAUUAUGCCUAGUCAAAGAUUAAAAUUUAUUUGUUAACAUCUCAAGUAAAAAUAAUAACAAUUCCAGUUUAUAAUUAAUCAAAAACAUUGUAAUUUGCAGCUUUAAUUACAAAUUCUAAUUAAUUUUCAAUUAGGAAAUCAUUCAAUCAACAACUGAAAAUAUAUUCUUUAUUAAAAAAUAUUUAGUUGUCGAUUAUACUUUAACUAUGAGAAAUUUUGAACCUGCCCUAAUAUUUGCUGUAAUAUAUUGCAUAGAGUUUGAUUGUAUCGCUUGUGAUCAAAAGUGCAACAAAGCAAUUGGACAGUACGUGUAUCGUGUUAUGUUAUAAGAGAUUAAUAAUGUGAUCAUUGUUAACAAUUGUUUCCUUUGUGUACACGUAUUUUACUUUAUUUGUUAUCGGUAUUUAGCUUUAAACGUGAAACAAAUACAAAGAGAUGUUAUAAUUUA
Molecule: messenger RNA, 3566 nt
Organism: Megachile rotundata (alfalfa leafcutting bee)
Lineage: Eukaryota; Metazoa; Arthropoda; Insecta; Hymenoptera; Megachilidae
Product: actin maturation protease
Source: RefSeq, a predicted model, not a curated record